This is a messenger RNA of Lineus longissimus, 1364 nucleotides long. Its product is annotated as tetratricopeptide repeat protein 9C-like. Gene Ontology annotation, molecular function: protein binding. The record is from RefSeq and is a predicted model, not a curated record. NCBI's taxonomy places the organism in Eukaryota, Metazoa, Nemertea, Pilidiophora, Heteronemertea, Lineidae. The transcript is spliced from 3 exons. The coding region runs from base 329 to 919 and encodes 196 amino acids.
GGCGUGUUUUGAGAUUUUGCUGCCAGUGCCAGUUGGCUGAAAAGAGUGGAAAUAUCAAUGUCUCUCUAAUUUGUCGAUUAUCAAAACAUUUCCGUGGUCAACUACCAGUUUACUUUUCACCAUUUACUUGCCCGACUAUCCGGAAUAUCUUAUAAAAAUUUCAGAUUCACAACCCCACGCAGUAUUUGAUGCGUCGCGUGGUCAAACAAACAUUGACUCAAUGACAAUUGUGUGAACUGCUAAAAGGCUUAAGUGGUCUUCAGGUUUUGCCUCAUUUUCUCUCAUUUUUACAUGAAUAUAUGGGAUUUUUCUGCAUUCUAAGAACAUCAUGGCCCGGUCUAGCGAUGAAGGAGUUCAAGUCACUGUUGAAGAAAAACUUGAACAAGCAAAAGAGUACAAAAGUUUAGGAAAUGAACUAUACAAAGCCAAAGAAUACAAAAAUGCCAUUGGAAAGUAUCACAGAGCUUUGCUUUAUUUGAAGGCUAUGCCUUGGGCAGCUGCCAACAGUGGUCUUGGUGGACUUGCAGACAUGAUGAAUUCAAAAGCUAAACCCACAUCAGCAGCUGACAUGAAGUUGAAACCAGAAAGUGAUAAAUUGUCCGCUGAUUGUUACAAUAACAUUGCUGCUUGCAUGCUUCAGCAAGAAAACCCCAACUAUGGAAGAAUUGUGUCACAUUGUGAAAGUUCCCUGGCACUGUCACCUAACAACCUGAAAGCCACAUACCGGAAAGGAGUUGCCCAGUAUUACUUGAGAGACUAUGAUUCAUCAAUGGACACCUUAAAGUCUGCAAGAGGAUUACCUAAUGGAGACAAAGAUAAAAAUAUCACCAUGUAUAUGUCUAUGUGCAAAAAGGAACUGGAGACGCAAGAAAAUGAGCUGAAGGGAAUUUACAGAACAAUGCUUGGUGCAGAUAAGUGAAAUUGGAAUAUUCUAUUCAGGAUUAAUUGUACGGGUCUUCUUCUUACCCACUUCAUGAUGGAUGAGGAUAUUAUGGAAUACCAAACCUGUCUGUUCUCAAAACUGAUGACUCGUAUUGAGUUGUAACAGAAGAGUCAGUUAACAUUCCAGAACGAGACUUUCAAAAAACUCUCCUCAGAAUAUCUCUGUUGGAGUUCGAAGGACUUGCCGUGAGAUGCCCUGUCUGAUACUUGAGUGAAGUGCUUUCAUAAAGUUCUUAUUGGAUUAAACCUUGGAGGAAACACCACAUAACAAUUUAAUGUAAAUUUCGAAUAUUUGAAAUUUUGGUGUUAGAUAAAUAUGCUGGAUUUUCAAGUUGUUCAGCCACUUCAUUUUCUACAGCUUAUUGUUUUUUGUUGGUAAAACAUGUUCUUUUGCCAUUUCAAAUAAAAUUAAUUAAUCUGAA